GGGAUUUUUGUGGCGGGCGGAGAAGAGCGCAUGUAUUGUAUGGAGAGGGGAUAGCGGAAGGAUUCGAAUGGCCACUCCGCUGCUCCUCAGAAGCUCUCUUCUUCUUCAUCAUCGUCAUCAUCAUCAUCAAUUCCCUCUCGCUAAACCCUACCCUUUCUCCCCUUCUCCCUCUUCAUCCUCCUCUCCAGCACGCAAGGCUAGGUUUCUUUCCCUCAGCUCCAUUAAGAUGCAGGGGAGCGAGAUUACGGAGGAGACAGUGGCGGGGGAGGCAGAAGCUGGUGCGAGCCCUAAGAAGAAAGUGUUCGUCGCUGGGGCAACGGGGAGCACUGGGAAGAAGAUAGUUGAUCAGCUGCUCGCAAGAGGUUUCGCGGUCAAGGCGGGGGUUCGUGACUUGGAGAAGGCCAAGUCUGCGUUUUCUCGCGAUGACCCGUCUCUUCAGAUCGUUAAGGCGGACGUGACUGAGGGCUCCGACAAGUUGGCGGAAGCAAUAGGGGAUGAUUCGGAGGCUGUGGUUUGUGCCACGGGGUUUAGGCCUGGGUGGGAUUUGUUUGCUCCAUGGAAGGUUGACAAUUUUGGCACAGUUAACCUAGUUGAAGCUUGCCGGAAGCGUGGCAUCAAUAGAUUCAUCCUCAUCAGUUCAAUUCUAGUAAAUGGAGCAGCAAUGGGGCAGAUUCUUAAUCCCGCUUAUAUCUUCCUCAAUGUCUUUGGGCUCACCUUAGUCGCAAAGCUUCAGGCGGAGCAACAUAUCAGAAAGUCAGGCAUAAACUACACAAUCAUAAGGCCAGGCGGCCUCCGGAAUGAUCCCCCAAGUGGAAACAUUGUUAUGGAGCCAGAGGACACUCUCUAUGAGGGUUCAAUAUCGAGGGAUCAGGUCGCACAAGUUGCUGUGGAGGCACUAAUUCACCCUGAAGCAUCAUACAAGGUUGUUGAGAUUGUUGCUCGAGCUGAUGCUCCGAAGCGGCCGUUUGAGGAGCUCUUUGGUUCCAUUAAGCAACGGUGAAACUGCAGGUAUGAACUCUUGAAUGCAUAUAUUAGGGAUAGAACUGUAUCACUCAUGUAUAUCUGAUACUUCGGUGGAUGAAGCUUGAAAUGGAAAAAUUGGAUAAUUUCUUCCUUAUAGAGUGAAAGAUUUUACUCCACAA
Molecule: messenger RNA, 1142 nt
Organism: Punica granatum (pomegranate)
Lineage: Eukaryota; Viridiplantae; Streptophyta; Magnoliopsida; Myrtales; Lythraceae
Source: RefSeq, a predicted model, not a curated record